Messenger RNA from Cherax quadricarinatus, 2501 nucleotides. RefSeq names its product TBP-associated factor 6 (gene Taf6). Gene Ontology annotation, biological process: transcription initiation at RNA polymerase II promoter; RNA polymerase II preinitiation complex assembly. The record is from RefSeq and is a predicted model, not a curated record. NCBI's taxonomy places the organism in Eukaryota, Metazoa, Arthropoda, Malacostraca, Decapoda, Parastacidae. Gene Ontology annotation, molecular function: transcription coactivator activity; protein heterodimerization activity; RNA polymerase II general transcription initiation factor activity. Gene Ontology annotation, cellular component: transcription factor TFIID complex; SLIK (SAGA-like) complex; SAGA complex.
CUUUGGAGAUGUCAGAGGAGAGUCAAGUUUCUCCUUCUUUUCCACCAGAUUCAGUUAAAGUGAUCGCAGAAAGCAUUGGUAUUUCUGCUAUUGGUGACGAUGUUGCCAAAGAGCUCGCGGAAGAUGCCACUUUCAGACUAAAGAUUUUAAUUCAGGAUGGCAUGAAGUAUAUGCAUCACGGAAAACGGAAACGAUUUUCAACAUCGGAUUUUGACCAUGUAUUAAAAAUGAAAAAUAUUGAGCCACUGUAUGGCUUACAGGCUGUGGAACACAUUCCUUUCCGGUUUGCUUCUGGUGGUGGACGAGAACUACAUUUUUUAGAAGAUAAGGAGAUUGAAAUUAAUGAAAUGGUAUCAUCUCAGACUCCUCGCCUUCCCCUACAAACAACAAUAAAACCUCAUUGGUUGGCUAUUGAUGGGGUACAACCUACAAUCCCAGAAAAUCCCCCUCCAAUCACCAAAGAUAUUCAGAAGAAAGAUGCAGUGGACCCAGCAACUAAACUCUUGGCACAGCAAGAUAAUAAAGAUCAAAAGCACAUUCAUGGGCGUGGAAUGAAGAGUAUUGAAACUGUGAAGGUCAAACAGUUGGCUACCCAUGAACUCUCCGCUGAGCAGCAACUGUAUUACAAGGAGAUUACAGAAGCUUGUGUAGGAUCUGAUGAACCAAAGAGAGGGGAAGCCCUUCACAGUUUGGCAUUUGAUCCUGGCCUCCACCAAAUGGUACCACGACUCAGCACCUUCAUUGCUGAGGGUAUUCGGGUGAAUGUUGUACAGAAGAAUUUGGCGCUUCUUAUUUACUUGAUGAGAAUGGCAAAGGCUCUCCUUGAUAACCAAACACUGUACCUGGAAAAAUAUAUGCAUGAACUGGUUCCCUCAGUAAUGACAUGCAUUGUAAGCCGCCAACUUUGCAUGAAACCCGAUAUGGACAAUCAUUGGGCUCUAAGAGAUUUUGCUGCUCGUCUUAUCUCACAGAUCUGCAAAAAUUAUAACACUACAACAAACGGUCUGCAGACACGCAUCACUCGAGUUUUCUCUAGGUGUUUGAACACAGACCGAACACCACUGUCCUCCGUUUAUGGUGCUGUGGCAGGCUUGUCAGAACUUGGUCCAGAAGUUACUAAAGUGUUUGUUAUGCCAAAAUUGAAGGCCUUGAGUGACAAGAUCGAGCAGUGUAUGGAAGGAAUGAAUGCAUAUGAUAAAAAUGCUGCGUCCCACAUCAAAGGACUGUUGCUGAAAACUGUUGCACCAGUUCUCAAAACACUACGCAACCCUCCUGAUACUGUGGCUGAUUAUAAGGCUGAGUAUGGGUAUCUGGGUCCCCAGCUGCAGGUGGCUGUGGUGAAAGCACGUCAAGCCCCACCUCCCACUGCCACUACACUCACUGCCCCCAUAAGGGCCAUCACACCUACCACAACUCGCAUUAUACAGCAAGGUGGCAUGCCAGGAAUGGGUGGAAUGGGUCCCCGAACUGUGGUUGUAAACAAGCCUCCAACCUCAAGCAUGACUCAGCAGCAGCCUGGCCAGAAAGUUAUUAUUAUGACCUCUCGACCUCCAACACCAAGCCAGAGUGUAACCACAGAAACCAUGGGUGGGGUGAUGAAAACUGCAGUAGUCAAUGCAGGUGGUCCAUGCAACACAGGACUUACUACAGUUACAGUUAACCCUGGGAGCCUCCCAGCAGGUUCUCUGUCCCAAACUAACAUGGCCACAAAUGCAAUUGCACAGCAAUCAGCUACACAUCAAACAACCAAGUAUGUUGUUGUCACAGCUCCAAAUCAGGUUUCUAUUAAGACUGAAAUUAAAGAAGAAGUGGAAACUACAUAAGAUCAACAUGUGGAUCAUGUAUAGCUAAAUCUUUGUUUGAUUUAGGCUUUAUGUAUCUACAUUAUUUUAUGUAUCUACGUUAUUUUCAUAUAGUCGGACUUGAGUCCUGGAAAUGGGAAGUACAAUGCCUGCACUUUAAAGGAGGGGUUUGGGAUAUUGGCAGUUUGGAGGGAUAUGUUGUGUAUCUUUAUAUGUGUAUGCUUCUGAACUGUUGUAUUCUGAGCACCUCUGCAAAAACAGUGAUAAUGUGCGAGUGUGGUGAAAGUGUUGAAUGAUGAUGAAAGUAUUUUCUUUUUGGGGAUUUUCUUUCUUUUUUUUGGGUCACCCUGCCUCAGUGGGAGACGGCCGACUUGUUAAAAAAAAAAAAAAAAAGUAUCUACAUUAUCAUAUGUGGACUUUUAUCUGCACUGCAUGGUUCCCUAGGAGAAACAUAUGUACACCAAACUAAACUGCGUUAUUGUGUCUCCAGCUCAGCCAGCACUUCCAAAAAUUCUGGAUACAAAAGAAUAAGAAGAGAAGCAAUAUGUUUUAAAAUUUCCCAGAUACUGAUAGCACUUGGAAAUAUGCAGUAAUAGCAUACAAAUAAAUUAUUCAAGUAAUGACAACCUACCAUUGAAAGUUACUAGUGCUUUCACUCUAUUUAGCUUUGAAUACAAAGAAGUACAAGUAGCAUUUUAA